This is a messenger RNA of Candidozyma duobushaemuli, 945 nucleotides long. RefSeq lists its product as uncharacterized. Lineage: Eukaryota; Fungi; Ascomycota; Pichiomycetes; Serinales; Metschnikowiaceae. The transcript has a single exon. The coding region runs from base 1 to 945 and encodes 314 amino acids. Gene Ontology annotation, biological process: transmembrane transport. The record is from RefSeq and is a predicted model, not a curated record.
AUGCUGCUGGACGCGUACGAGCGGUGCAAAAGCUUCAUUAAGAUCGAGCUGAACGCGUCGCUUCUAGCGGGCGGCGUGGCCGGCGCCAUCAGCAGAACGAUCGUUUCGCCUUUUGAAAGAGCCAAGAUUCUCCUCCAACUCCAGGGUCCCGAGGCCCAGCACGCCUACAAAGGCAUGUUUCCGACAAUCUGGAAAAUGUACAAGGACGAGGGCUGGCGAGGCUGGUUCAGGGGCAACACGCUCAACUGUGUGAGAAUAUUCCCGUACUCGGCGGUCCAGUUCGCUGUGUUUGAGGAGUGCAAGCUUCUUUUGUUGAAGUACAAGCCGCCAGGGCUGACUUUGACCGAGACGGACCGUUUGAUUGCGGGUUCGGCGGGCGGAAUUGCCUCUGUGGCGGCGACGUACCCGUUGGACUUGGUCAGAGCGAGAAUCACCAUCCAGACUGCCUCGUUGAAUAAGCUCAACAAGGGCAGACUAGUCAAGGCGCCUGGCGUCUGGGACACACUUAAGGAUGUCUAUCGGAACGAGGGCGGCUUCUUCGCUUUGUACAAGGGUAUUGUGCCCACGACUUUGGGUGUAGCACCGUAUGUGGCUAUAAACUUUGCCUUGUACGAGCACCUCAGAGACAAGAUGGACGACUCCAAGCGGGACUUCAGCAAUCCGCUCUGGAAACUAGGCGCCGGUGCAUUCAGUAGUUUUGUGGGUGGCUUGUUGAUCUACCCGUUGGAUCUAUUGAGAAAGCGGUACCAGGUUGCCAGUAUGGCGGGAGGAGAGCUAGGGUUCCAAUAUAGAAGCGUCACGCACGCUUUGGUCAGCAUCUUCAAAAACGAGGGCUUCUUUGGCGCCUACAAGGGUCUCACUGCUAAUUUGUACAAGAUCGUGCCAUCCAUGGCAGUCAGCUGGUUGUGCUACGACACCUUGAAAAUGCAUAUCGCCAGGUGGUGA